AUGCGGUCAUUUGCAUUUGCCGCAGCGGCAAUUCUCUCUUUGGUUAGCUCUUCGCAGGCCAUGCCUCAAAAUGGUGGUGGAGGAUAUGGAGGAUUCGGAGGUCAAGAAUCAUCAUCGUCGUCGAUAUCUGUUGCAGUUGCAACAUCAGCUACAUCAUCAGCUAGUUCCGUAUCAGUCGCUAAAGCAGUAUCAACAAGCACGACUGCCUGUAAUAACUCACCAGAACUAUGUAGUCGAAACUACAAUAACAUAACACAUAUGGGUGCUCACGACGUUGCAUUCCUUCGAGACUCCACGACUGGGUAUUCAACAUCAGGGAAUCAAUUUUACAACGCUACUGUUGCUCUAUCCGCCGGUAUUAGGUUGCUCCAAGCACAGGUUCAUAACUCGAACGGAACUUUAGAACUAUGUCACACAUCUUGUUUACUCCUUGAUGGUGGUAGUCUUGAAACGUUUCUCAAAGAAAUCAAAACAUGGAUGGAUGCCAAUACUAACGAAGUUGUCACUCUGCUCCUUGUUAACUCCGACGAUGAAUCAGCCGCUACCUUCGGAUCCGUCUUUUCAUCUUCCGGUAUCGAUACUUACGGCUAUACUCCUACUUCUACCACUGCACCAAUCGCUACUUGGCCAACCCUUCAAACCCUCAUCACUGCUAAUACGAGAUUGAUUACUUUCAUUGCAAGCAUUGACUAUGAUUCCACAUAUCCAUAUCUCCUUCCAGAAUUUACAUACGUAUUCGAAACCUACUUUGGGGUUCUGUCUCUAGAUGCCUUCAAUUGUACUCUCCAACGUCCUAGCAGCGUCGAUUCUGCCUCUGCCGCUGUCUCAUCUAAUUACAUGGGUCUCAUCAAUCAUUUCGCCGAUACAGCUCAAUCAUUUGGUAUCACAAUCCCAGAUGUAAGCAAUAUCACUACAACAAACUCCGCCGCUACCAACACAACAGGUGCACUGGGAACUCAGGCAAAGCAGUGCAAGAGCGAGUGGGGCGUCAAACCAACUUUUAUCCUGGUAGAUUUCUUCAACGUAGGACCUAGUAUCGACACCGCGGAUAUCAUGAAUGGAAUUUAUGGGAAAACUACGGGAAGGACAAACGUUAGUACGAGUGUUUUAACCGCCAGUAGUGAUUCCAGUAGUGAUUCCAAAAGCGGUGCCAGCUCUCUAGGUUUGGGAAUGUGGAAGAAUUGGGAAUGGAUGUGGGCUAUGAUUGGAGUGGUCGCAGUUGGGAACUUGGUCUGGUUAUAG
This is a messenger RNA of Botrytis byssoidea, 1242 nucleotides long. RefSeq lists its product as uncharacterized. Lineage: Eukaryota; Fungi; Ascomycota; Leotiomycetes; Helotiales; Sclerotiniaceae. The record is from RefSeq and is a predicted model, not a curated record. The coding region runs from base 1 to 1242 and encodes 413 amino acids. The transcript has a single exon. Gene Ontology annotation, molecular function: phosphoric diester hydrolase activity. Gene Ontology annotation, biological process: lipid metabolic process.